AGAGAGAGAGAGAGAGAGAAAGAGAGAGUGAGAGGGAGGGCGACUGGAACUCAAUUCCACACAGACAAACCUACACUGGCUCAGAACGACGGUCUCUCCUGCAGCACACACACUGAGACACACACACACACUGCUGGCUGUGGAUUCGUCUGAUUCCAUACAUCUGUAGGCCAUUUUGCCAGAGAGCCAGCCAAACCCGCCUCAGGGAGCAGGAGAAUGGAGAACAACAUGUGACCGAUCCGCGCGCCACUGUCGACAGCAUGCUUCGCCUCCUCCCGACCUUGGCUCUCUGCUUCUGGUGUUUUUUGCUACUUCACAGGCAGGCUGUGGCAGAUGAAGAGGCCUUCUGGGGACCGACGCCAUCGAGAGAAAACACACCUGAAGUCAAGCAAAGCUCUUUCUGGUGGGCCCCGUCUCUGCCAAAGCUCCCUCCCCUUCCCUCGCUUCCGUUCCGUAUCCCCUUUUAUGGGAGCUCGGAUGAGAACGAUGAGGCUGCUGCAUUGACCACAACCGCCAAAGAGUUGACAGAACCAAUCAAUCGCUUGCAAGAAUACCUGGGUUCAGGGGAAGGGAGCAUUUCUGAAGCCUCUGAACCACCCACCACUGUGACUCAGGGGCUCGUAAUCAGCGUGACAAAGAUAAGAGCAGAAUCACUUCCCACGGGGACAUCAGAUUCUCCACACAGCAGCACAGCACAGAUCGACAAUGAUACCCUUGUUUCAGACUCCUACUCUCCCACAAGCAGUUCCAUCAGAAACACUCUGUUCACCAACAGUCCCACCAGCACAAGCACUCCUGAACAAAAUGCAACACAUACCCACCCGCCGAGGGGCACCACAGGAGCAGCUGGGCCCAGCACGGGUGCCACUACACAACACCUCCCAGAAGAACACACUGAUAAAGAGGAGGCUGAAGCUUUUACAGGAAAGAUAUCUUUGACGAUAGAACCAGAAACUACAGUUCCCACUGCCUUGACGUGGGCAGCAGCCCAAACCACAACAACAACCCCAGCGCUGGUGAAGACCACACUGACCAGCAGACACCCUCUGGGGCCUGUUACUAACCCUGAGUCCUCACAAACCACGUUUGUCAGAAAACCACAAGACCCGACUGUUAGUAUUACCCUCCAUGCUGGGGAGGCUGCAUUCACAGAAACUCAACCCACUCAGGCUGACCUGGGCUUCUCCCAGGCCAGGUCAGGCCCUGUGGAGGAACAGCCAGGGGUAAUCACCACUGCCAUGGGGAUCGAUCCCAAACUAGUGCUGGAAUCCAUAACGAGCACAACCCAGAGCCAAAGGGAUAACUUCCCAAUAGCAAAAGAGCUGCCAGGCAAAGAGGAUAAGGAGGCUGAGGAGGCUGAGGAAGGUGUGGUUCCUCCAGCAGACAGUGAUGGUGACACCAGGCUGGCAGACGUUUCCACGCCAUCCGCUAAGCUGCUAACUGCGUCCCCGCCACAGAGCACAGGCAUUCCCACGAAAACGCCCCGUAUUCCUGUGUACACAGAAGAUUGGAUGUCCAACUUUGUGGACAGUGACGCCACCUUCCUUCCAGACUGCAAUAAAGAGCGCUCCGGGAUCUGCAACCUUUCCGACACUUGGGACUCCACGACAGCCUCGGACGUCAAGCCCACACAAAACACCACUGCCCCGAACCAAUCAGUCAACCCCUUCCUGAUCCCGGCUCCACCCAUGUUGGUGCCGCUGUACACCGACUGGAACAGUGCCAUGGCAGCGUGGGGCCUGGCCUGGGAGGCACACGUUUACGGCGCUGGUUGCGUCUUUGCGAUGCUAACGCUAGCCUCGGCGCUUAAUCUGCUCUGUUUGCCUCUACGAUGCCCAUCCGGAUGUGGCUACUUUGCCCUGGUCAGCCUGUUUCUACUAGCUGCCGGUUGCACCAGGUCAUUCUCACUCCUGUAUGAUGCCUAUGGCCACCAGGACCGCUUGCCCUCCACAGAGGCCUCGCUGGUACUUUAUGAAGCACCGUUUCCCUGCUUGACUGCAGCUUUCGGACUGGUUUUCCUUCUCCUCUCCAUGCGCUCAAGAAUGCAGCUCUCCUACUCAGCUUUCCAGAGACCGUGUUUCCUGGCCUGCCUGGUUGUCCUGCACUUUGGUGCUGCAUUCGGACCGGUGACGUUACUGAAGUUCUACCAGCAAAAGCCUCCCCUUUGCCUCUUCCUUUCCCUCAUCUCCCGUGGAGCCUUCGUAGCACUGGCCACAUUUCUGUCUGCUGCCUAUUUUGUGUUCUACAUCUACGUGCGGGCAGAUUCGAAGCACAUCUACCACCUGAACAACACAUCUCCAACACCUGCUGAGCGCUACAACCGCUGCCCCUUUGCUGAGAGCCGGGACUGGGACCGUGCAGCUGUAACCGUUUGUAUUUCAGCAUUGUUUUGUUUAGCAUGUGCAGGACUGCAGUUAUAUGCAAUGCUCAAUGCUAUGGGCAUUGCAGGUGGAGAGGAGGUGUUCCACCCUUGGCCCUGGUGGGCUUUUCAGUUCAGCUGCAGACUGUGUGAGCUCGGGGUUUGUCUCACUUUAGCCUUGGUGGUCGCGCAGCCAGUCUACUGCUCUGACCACCUCCCAGAUGCAGGGAGCUGCUGGACUGAACUGUUGGCGUCCAAGUCACCCAUCCUGCCUGGGAGCUACCAGUGGAGCCUGAGCCAGCAAGAGAAGCUUGCAAUCGUUGAUACCGUUGGGCUGGGGGAGACGGAGAGCCUACCUCUUUAUACUCUAGUGGAUGAGAGGCUUGGUAGCAGUCUGAACGGUCUGGACCUUCUCUACCACAGCAACCGGGCCUUGGCAUACCGGGACCUGGAUUUGGAUUUGGACUUGCAUGGUUCAGUAAAACCAGAGGACGGAGGAGGCGGCGAGCCCUCAGGUGGAUCCUCGUUUACCAGUGACUCCACCACAGACCUGCGCCCACCAUCACCCAUCAACCUGCGUCGCAGCAUCGACGAGGCACUCUUCAGCGAGGCCCUCUUUCCCAUGAGCCUCUUUAGCCCCACUCGGCCAAUCCGCUGCAGUGAUCUAUCCAUAAACAACCACUGUGCACUUCCCAGCAACGGCUUCUGUGAUCCCCUCACAACUGAUCCUGGCCUUUAUCGGACCUCUUCCUGUGUGGAGAUGGCCUCUCUACCCCCGCCCCCUUCGGCCCAAUCUCAAGGAGACACUGUUGCUCAACCAUCUCCCUCCCUGUCCUCUUCCUCCAGCAACUCAUCUCCUGAACGCUGGAGGGGCAGCUCCUCCUCCUGUUCCCUCUACCGAGAGUCUUUCGGAGGCUCCUCGCUGGUCCUCUGCCCGAGCCCGGAGAGACAUGCUCAGCAGCUUCUCCAGCAAGGGGGGACGGGCCACACCGACCCACAGAGGCACUAUCAAACACUGGGUGCGGCCUCACAGGAGAGCCUGGACCUGGACAUGUCGUCCGAGGCAGACCGAUCAGUGCAGGAGGAGUUCAUCAGUGUUUGCAGACAAAUCGAUGCUUUGAGCAUCUGCAGCGAGACUAUUGAUUUAUGAAAGGACAGUCUGGUCAAACAAGGGUUGCUCAGAGGACUUAUUAAGGAAAAUGUCAGAGGGGUGACUGUCCAGGGUUUUGGUAGUGCAUGGUAGCUUUUGCAUUCACCAUGAAAGACCUUUAGCUGCCAACAAAGUUUUGGGAGGUUUGAUGAGCUUUCUUAUGUGGUCAUUAGUGAAUGUUUAUGAGGGUCUAAGUGCCAAGAAUGUCAAAAGCCAAAAGGUAAUUUGUAACUUUUACAUGUUUGAUAAUGGUUGGUGAAGUUUGAUACAGUCAAAAGACAUUUUACUGAGUGGGGAUCAGAAUUUAUUUGUACAAAUGUUUUUAUUGCAUUCCAACAUUCCAAUAGAUAGUACUGUGACUAAAAUUAAGCACUUAUUAAAUACUACUGAAGUCAUAUGCUUUCAAACUCAGAAUAUCACUGUCAUUAAAGGUCAUGUUGGAUAAGUGGGAUUAAAAUUAAGUUUGUCAAACUAUAAAAGCUCCAUACCAACAUGCCGCACAUCUUACCUGCAGUAAUGGUGCAGCAGUGCCCUCUACUGGUGAAACGCAUACUAUGUUAUCCUCCUACAUUUAUCACCAAUGGACUGUGCUUCUACAUACACUGACAGCAUCUUCUAUGACUGGCUUACUAAUUUAUUUAUGUUCAAACAUAACUUUGCUCAACAUAUUGUUUAAUAAAGUUUGUUUUAUAA
Molecule: messenger RNA, 4202 nt
Organism: Epinephelus moara (kelp grouper)
Lineage: Eukaryota; Metazoa; Chordata; Actinopteri; Perciformes; Serranidae
Gene: prrt4b
Product: proline rich transmembrane protein 4b
Exons: 4
Coding region: 261-3509 (1082 amino acids)
Source: RefSeq, a predicted model, not a curated record